Molecule: messenger RNA, 4839 nt
Organism: Physella acuta
Lineage: Eukaryota; Metazoa; Mollusca; Gastropoda; Physidae
Product: acetylcholine receptor subunit beta-like 1
Biological process (GO): monoatomic ion transmembrane transport
Cellular component (GO): postsynaptic membrane
Molecular function (GO): acetylcholine-gated monoatomic cation-selective channel activity; transmembrane signaling receptor activity
Source: RefSeq, a predicted model, not a curated record
UGUUGAAGCGUCGCUCCGAGCAGAACGCACACCACCGUGGUCCCGCUCACUGUGAUAGCUCGCGAAACCUAGACUUGUGCUCACCAGCUUUCAAGCACUCACGUGCCUCCGUCUUGCUUGCUUAACCUCCCGGGUUUUAAAUAUGUUUUUUAUACUUUUUAAAUACUUUUUAUUUGUUUACCUGACCGUCUAUUAUGUAUUUUCUUGUUUACCUAGAAACGUGAUAAAAUAAGGUCGAGUUGAAAUCAGACGCUGUAAUCUUUCUUCACAGGAAAUUAUUUAAUGCGCAUGCGCUGAAGUUGUUUUUUUCUUGAUUUCAAUGGCUUGUUCGCUGGCGUGCGCCGUGUGUUGUUACCUUUCCGUGUGGUGAGUAGAAACCUACUUGUGACGGAAUUCGUGUGAGUUCGGUGUGCUGGGAACGUGCUCGCUAUGACAUGUGUGCUGACGUCGACCUUGACCCGGGCGUGCUGUGCUUGUUGUGUGCUGCUGCUGGUGGGUACACAUGUGCUGGGCAAGCACGAGCGGCCGGAGGUGCACAACAAGUCCCACUGCUCAUCUUCAGCAGACGAGGAGGAGGAGAACGCUGAUAGAGUGAACAAGGAGAAGAGCCUCAUCUUCGACCUGUUUGAGAAAGAUGGCUACAACCCCUUGGUCCGGCCUGUCACAAAUCCCAACGAAACCCUGGAAAUUCGCUUCAGUCUGGCGCUCAGCCAGAUCAUCAGUGUGGACGAGGUCAAUCAAGUGAUGAAAACUAACGUCUGGCUCCAGGUUUACUGGAACGACUACCAGAUCCAGUGGGACCCGGAGAAAUAUGGGAACAUCGGGUCCAUCCGUAUCAGCCCAGACAAAGUGUGGGUUCCAGACUUUGUUCUCUUCAACAACGCUAACGGCAACUUUGAAGUGACCUACAAGUCUAACUGUGUCCUGUACAGCACUAGCGAGGUCCAUUGGAUCCCGCCCGCCAUCUACCACAGUUCCUGCUCCAUCGACGUCAAGUACUUCCCCUUCGACCAGCAGGUCUGCGAGAUGAAGUUCGGCUCCUGGACCCACAAAGGCAAGGCCUUAAAGUACAGCUUCCACAAGAACCGGGACAAGCUUGACCUGGGCGACUACCUCAAGAGUGGCAGCUGGGACAUCAUCGACGGCCCGGGCAGGAUCGAACCCAUCAAAGACAACGUUACGGGGGAAGAACGUGAACAGAUUAUUUUCCAGUUCGUGUUGAGACGGAAAACUCUGUUCUACACGGUAAACGUCAUCAUUCCUUGUGUACUCAUUUCAUUCGUCACGGUCUGCGUGUUCGCACUUCCGGCUCACGGAGGACAGAAGAUCACGUUGAGCAUCUCCGUGCUGUUCGCGUUGGUCGUGUUUCUGUUGUUGGUCUCCAAAAUCCUACCGCCAUCUUUGACAAUCCCGCUCAUAGCCAAGUACCUCCUCUUCACCUUCAUCAUGAACGUCGUCGCAAUUUUCUGCACCGUCAUCAUCAUCAACCGGAACUGGAUCAAUCCUGGAACCCAAGACAUGCCGCACUGGGUUCGGAUCCUGUUCUUGCGGGAACUUCCCAAAUACCUGCUCAUGUCCAGACCUGACCAUGAAAAAAGGUGGAAAGGUACUCUCGGUAUACAGCACAGCCGGUUCCGGCCAGUGCCAGACGCACGGUGCAUCAGUCUGGAAGCGUAUGAGCUAGCGGCGACACAAAGCGCGGACGUACAAGGAAACUCAAUAGAGUACCCUCAGGCUAGGAGACACGUGACCGAGAGGACUAACGGGAGUAGUUCGUGGGUCAAGCCUUUUGAGAUGACGCCUGAGAUUCACAGGACGGUAGAGGCAGUAGAGUUCAUCUACCAGCAUCUGAAGAAAGAGCAGGAGUAUGUCAUGAUCCUGGAGGACUGGAAGUAUGUGGCGCGGGUGCUAGACAGGCUCCUGCUGAUCAUCUUUCUGGCCAUCACGCUGUCUGGUACCGUGGGGAUCCUGAUGAACGCCCCCCACAUCCUGGAGUUCGUCGACCAGGACAAGAUCAUCAACGAAAUCGCUGACUAUAUAGCCAAGGCUGAAGUAGCCUGAUCUGUCGUGCUGCAGGAUAAACGUUAGAUGACAGACGAAGGACGCACAUGCCGCAUGCCGGAUAAAAAAUAGAGAAAACUGAUCCGAAGUUGCAUGGGUAAGCGGCAGUUUUGUCAGAGGGCUGGAGAAUUGUUCUUCUAUUGGCUGUGUUAGGACAGGUGCCAGAUUUGACGUCACACAGUCACGUGACGUGAUGUGAGCCUUGGUCAACAGGUCUGAGGUCAACAGGGCUAAGGUCAACAGGUCUAAGGUCAAGCGAUCUAAGGUCAAGAGAUCUGAGACCAAUAGAUCUGAUUUCAAUAGAAACGGGUUGAAAUACAUCAACAGAUAUGAGCUCAAUAGAUUAAUUUAUUUGAGGUCAUUACUUGAAUGUGGAUACCUUGCAUACUAAUAAAACUUCCCUUGGUUUUAUGUAUAAAUACAUUAGAAUGUGUUAAAGCUAUAUGUUAAAUUUUUUAACUUGUACGUGCCAUUUGUAUUUAUCACUUUAAUGUACUUGUAUUUACUAAUUAGCUAACGCUUAUUCUUACAUCAUUAACCGAUCGGUCUGAAAAACGAACGAAUGAUACAUUUGUGUAAUGUCAUUUUUUUUUAAAAAAAACUUGUUGAAAUGUUCAACCACUUCAUGCCCCCUCUCCACACACACACACACACACACACACACACACACACACACAAACAUACACACGCACACACGAUGAACACUGUGUAAACAAAUGAGUUACCUCACCUGUAAAACUUCCCCUACUUUCGCACAGACCAUCCGACAGGUGAGUCUUGUCGGCGAACUGCUCAAACCCUUGGCCUCAUUUUUCUCGAAACUUGUGAAAAACGACGCGAAACUUGACUUAGAAAUUAGAUUCAGCAGUUGAACCGUAUGUUAAGUGGAAUGAAUUUGUCAAGUUAACUUCCACUGGGUAAUAAAGUUUAUUUAUUAGGUGCCGGGAAAAGCGGCGAAACUUUAGAUAAACAAUAAUGUUAUUCACCCAUCUCCGUUGGCGCAAUCUAGCCUACUUCUAAAUGCAUAGAGGACUUCGAUUUUUCUUUCACUAGCUGGCAUGCGCCCCUCCUCCCCCCCUUCCUCUCCUCCCCCCUCCUCAAAUUAUUCAUCCUCACUCCGUUACUCAUUUUUCACCCAGGCCGCAAAUAAAGGAAAUAAAGCAUAAGAAAUAGAGGGCGCAAAUCUCGCUGUCAAAUUUAUCAUCCUCUGUCGGUCUAUCCGAUGUUUCUCCUUGUAAGACGACGCGUCCUUUACGGGGGCGGCGGGCUUGUAUGGGUCAGUUGGUUGGCGUAGGUCACUGUUGGGUUGGGUUAGGUCAUUUAUAGGUUGACUUAAGUCAUUUUGCUGACUUAGGUGACUGACGGUUUGGCUUAGGUCAUUGAUGAGUUGACUUAGGUCAUUAAACGAUUAGCUUAGGUCAUUGAUGGGUUGACUUAGGUCAUUAAACGAUUAUCUUAGGUCAUCGAUGGUUUGACUUAGGUCAUUUAUGGAUGGGCUUUGGUCAUAUAUGGGUCAACUAAGGUCAUGUAUGGGUCAACUAAGGUCAUGUAUGGGUCAACUAAGGUCAUUUAUGGGUUGACAGGUUACAAAUUGAUUGGAUUAGGUCUCUGCGAGAUGACCUGGAUCCCAGACAGCCAGGUGGGCUGUCGUAGCUAACACCUGAAUGUGGGGUAACGAGAAGAUUCUAGAAACACGGCAAGUUUGGCUUCACACAGUGUUUAAUCUAUUAGACAUCACGACAUGACAAUUCCAACAAGUAGCGUAGAAAAAUUGUCCUGCUGUCUACAACUUUAUUAUUCAGGUUAACUGCUGGACAAUGACCAGACAGUAUGUAGUAAAAUUACUAGGUUAUUUGACCAAUGACCAAGAUGUUUAACAACAAUGACCAGGUUAAGUGCUGUAAAAUGACCAGGAUAUUUGACGGCCAAUGACCAAUCUACCUUCUGUAAAAUGACCAGGAUAUUUGACGGCCAAUGACCAAGCCACCUUCUGUAAAUGACCAGGAUAUUUGACGGCCAAUGACCAAGCCACCUUCUGUAAAAUGACCAGGAUAUUUGACGGCCAAUGACCAAGCCACCUUCUGUAAAAUGACCAGGAUAUUUGACGGCCAAUGACCAAGCUACCUUCUAUAAAAUGACCAGGUUAAGCGCUGUAAACUGACCAGGUAUCACAUCAUGUCAAACCGAACAGUGUCGCGAGGCUAUUCCGUUGAUUGAACCAGAAAACACAAAGACGACCCUAACUCAUUACCCCACGACAUUAAAACGCCUGACCCCCCCCUCCUCAGUCGAGUCUGUCAAACAACUCGCACUAAUACAUCUAAUUGAUUUAACACAAGCUACAAACAUACAACUCCCAAAUCCUAAUCUAAUAACUAAUUUACUGAAAGCGUUUUUCUUUUUACAAGCUUUUAUUUAACUCACUUCCUCUGUCUGUCGUCAGUCGUCAGUCUAGACGGAAACGCAGGAGUGAAAAUUCGGACAGUUCUACUUGACCGACACGAUUCACAGUUGGCACGUGGGUCAAGACAUGAAGACAAUGCAAUCUGAAACUAAAUUUGACUUAAUUGGAUGCCUAAUUGAUUUUUUAUGAAUUAAUUAAAAUUUGGACCGAAUUAGUAGGCAUGUCUAGCCAACCACACCACACGCGUCAUCAAUAGCUGCGCCAUCACGACCACGUAAUGGCUGCGUUCAAAAACCAUUGCGCGCCUACUGAACGUGAUAUUCAGUAGGCGCGCAAUGGUUUUUAGUCAUGUAACUCUAUUGUAAAUAAAACAU